Messenger RNA from Kwoniella mangroviensis CBS 8507, 630 nucleotides. RefSeq lists its product as uncharacterized. Bases 1 to 630 code for a protein of 209 amino acids. The record is from RefSeq and is a predicted model, not a curated record. NCBI's taxonomy places the organism in Eukaryota, Fungi, Basidiomycota, Tremellomycetes, Tremellales, Cryptococcaceae. The transcript has 4 exons.
AUGGCAUUUCCUACUUUACGGCUCCUGCCUUCCCUCUCCCGACCCAUCUCCAUAACCUCGAAUCGAAGCUUACGCUCCCUUCCCAUCCGACAGUUCUCUUCCACUCCCACCUACCACAAUACAAACCCGUCAUCAUCCAAGGACCCUUCCCAUCCAUAUCUUCACUAUCAUCCAAACUCUACACAUCUCACUCUAUCAUUCUUACCUGACCCACCUGUCAAGAGGUCAAAGACGAUAUUGGGUUAUUUACCUUUAGGUGAUGCUACAUUGGAUGAUUUCAGGGAAGAGCCUGGUUUCAUAGAUACGUUACAUUCUGCUAUCCAAUCUGGUUUGGAGUUAGGUAAAUCAGAUUCGAUAAAGUAUGAAGCUGAGAGUAGACCUACGGACGGAUGGAUACAUGUUACUGAUGAAAGAGCCAUACCGCCUGUAGGGAGAAUAGGUGAGACUGAAGAUCUGAUAGGAUCUGUAUAUGUUCAAGAUGGUAAAAUAAUAGCUUCAACAUACUCACCUCUACCCACUUAUCGAAUGAUCACCCCCAAUGGAGUAUUGACAUUACCUAAAGGGUUGGACGAACAUCUGAUAGAGGUAUUGAAGAAGAUAGAUGAGGAAGAGAAGGAUCAAUCACAAUAA